Messenger RNA from Capra hircus (goat), 417 nucleotides. RefSeq names its product cytochrome c oxidase subunit 7A1, mitochondrial. Gene Ontology annotation, biological process: mitochondrial respirasome assembly; mitochondrial electron transport, cytochrome c to oxygen; regulation of oxidative phosphorylation. The transcript has 4 exons. Lineage: Eukaryota; Metazoa; Chordata; Mammalia; Artiodactyla; Bovidae. The record is from RefSeq and is a predicted model, not a curated record. Bases 92 to 334 code for a protein of 80 amino acids.
GGGGCGUGGCCUGGGACUCCCCCGAGGGGAGGGCGCCGUCUGUCCUUGGGCAGAGAGGGGAGGUGACUCCGGCCGAAGAGGAGGACACAGGAUGAGGGCCCUGCGGGUCUCCCAGGCGCUGGUCCGCUCCUUUAGCUCAACCGCCCGGAACCGCUUGGAGAACCGAGUAGCUGAGAAACAGAAACUCUUCCAGGAGGACAAUGGUCUCCCGGUGCACUUGAAGGGCGGUGCAACAGACAACAUCCUGUAUCGAGUGACGAUGACUCUGUGUCUGGGGGGCACUCUCUACAGCCUGUACUGCCUUGGCUGGGCCUCCUUCCCUCACAAGAAGUGAAACCAAGAAGUCUGCAGGACCUGAACAGGCAUCAAUAAAUGUGCUGGUUUCCUGGGGAACCCAGCCCAGCUCCAUGCUCCCUA